Chrysochloris asiatica (Cape golden mole) is the source of this 2428-nucleotide messenger RNA. RefSeq names its product solute carrier family 33 (acetyl-CoA transporter), member 1 (gene SLC33A1). NCBI's taxonomy places the organism in Eukaryota, Metazoa, Chordata, Mammalia, Afrosoricida, Chrysochloridae. Bases 463 to 2115 code for a protein of 550 amino acids. Gene Ontology annotation, cellular component: membrane. The record is from RefSeq and is a predicted model, not a curated record. The transcript is spliced from 7 exons. Gene Ontology annotation, molecular function: acetyl-CoA transmembrane transporter activity.
ACCGCUUCCUGAAGCGGGAGACAGGAAGUUGUCUAGUGCCCCUGGAGUCCCGUUGAAAAAGUGCUCACUGUCGUUUAGGUGGCGGCUGGAGCUGGAAGUGGGUCGAGAGACUGGAGGCUCUGUCCCGCUGCAGUUGGAGGUCCGUUUCCAUCGUUGCACCACGGCUACCUCUUCCAGCCCCGAGCCGGGUGCGGCUACCCGGAAGACGACCUUAGGCUUCUUUACGCUGCUCCAAGGGACACCUGCCCGGGCAUCGCCUGGGCCUCCAGCCAGGGGACUGGCUCGCUGCUUCAGCACUCCGGGCCGCAUUAAGGAGUACACUUAUAGCCCCGCGUUUUGCCUCUUUCCCUGAACCACCAAGACCUUGGUCCACAGGGCAAGUCUUGGACCUGGGUCUACCUAGACGGAACCAAAACGCUCAGCCCAGGUCCCCCGCAGACAGGGCUCUGCAUCGUCUCUGAUAUGUCACCCACCAUCUCCCACAAGGACAGUAGUCGGCAACGACGACCAGGGACUUUCACACAGUCUCUGGAUAUGAAGAGCGGUCCUCUGCCGCCAGGUGUGUGGGAUGACAACCAUCCGGACUUGGUGGGAGCGGAAGGGGACAGAGAAGCUCUUCUGCGGGAUCCCUGCACUGGUGACGUCUCAAAAGUCCCACAGAGUUGCAGGGCUGAACUAAGUAGCAUUUUGCUGCUACUUUUUCUUUACGUGCUUCAGGGCAUUCCACUGGGCCUGGCGGGAAGUAUCCCACUCAUUUUGCAGAGCAAAAAUGUUAGUUAUAAAGACCAAGCUUUCUUCAGUUUUGUCUUUUGGCCCUUCAGUCUCAAAUUGCUCUGGGCCCCGUUAGUUGAUGCGGUCUACUUCAGAAACUUCGGUCGUCGCAAAUCUUGGCUUGUCCCUACACAGUACACACUGGGACUCUUCAUGAUCUAUUUAUCCACGCAGGUGGACCUUUUGCUCGGGAAUAUCGAUGGCAGAACCCCCGACGUGAUUGCCCUUACUGUGACAUUCUUUUUGUUUGAAUUCCUGGCUGCCACUCAGGACAUCGCUGUGGAUGGUUGGGCGUUAACAAUGUUAUCCCGGGAGAACGUGGGCUAUGCUUCUACCUGCAAUUCAGUGGGCCAAACAGCGGGCUACUUUUUGGGCAAUGUUUUGUUUUUGGCCCUUGAAUCUCCUGACUUUUGUAACAAAUAUUUGCGGUUUCAGCCACAACCCAGGGGAAUCGUUACCCUUUCAGAUUUCCUUUUUUUCUGGGGAACUGUAUUUUUAAUAACAACAACUUUAGUUGCCCUUCUGAAGAAAGAAAACAAAGAAGUAUCACUAGUAAAAGAAGAAACACAAGGAAUUACGGAUACUUAUAAGUUGCUUUUUGCAAUUAUAAAAAUGCCAGCAGUUCUAACAUUUUGCCUUCUGAUUCUAACUGCAAAGAUUGGUUUUUCAGCAGCAGAUGCAGUAACAGGAUUGAAAUUGGUAGAAGAAGGAGUACCCAAAGAGCACUUAGCCUUAUUGGCAGUUCCAAUGGUUCCUUUGCAAAUAAUAUUGCCUCUGAUUAUCAGCAAAUACACUGCAGGUCCCCAGCCACUAAAUAUAUUUUACAAAGCCAUGCCCUACAGACUGUUACUUGGAUUAGAAUAUGCUCUAUUAGUUUGGUGGACUCCUAAAGUAGAACAUCAAGGGGGAUUCCCUAUAUAUUACUACAUCACAGUGCUGCUGAGCUAUGCAUUACAUCAGGUUACAUUGUACAGUAUGUAUGUUUCUAUAAUGGCUUUCAAUGCCAAAGUCAGUGAUCCACUUAUUGGAGGAACAUACAUGACCUUGUUAAAUACUGUAUCCAACCUUGGAGGAAACUGGCCUUCAACAGUAGCCCUUUGGCUUGUAGAUCCCCUCACAGUGAAAGAGUGUGUAGGAGCAUCGAGCCAGAAUUGUCGAACACCUGAUGCAGUAGAGCUUUGCAAAAAACUCGGUGGUUCAUGUGUUACAGCACUGGAUGGUUAUUAUGUGGAGUCCAUUAUUUGUGUUUUUAUUGGAUUUGGUUGGUGGUUCUUUCUUGGUCCAAAGUUUAAAAAGUUACAGGAUGAGGGACCAUCUUCAUGGAAGUGCAAAAGGAGUAAUUGAUGCAUAUACUCCUGGGCAUUCUAGAAAGGUUGAAUGUAGAGUGGGGAUUUUAUGAGGAAUGGAGGAUAAAUGGGUGGGAGAAAAUAGCAGUUGGCAUAUGAAGCAUGAUAGGGGCAGUAACUUCAGGAACUCAUUAUUUGCCCAUGGAAAACCUGUGUUGGGUAUUGAUGUCAAAUCCUGAAGAAUCACCUGGAAAAUGUUCAUCCUGUAGGCACGGAGGCCACACCAAAUCAGACCAAUACUUUGUCACAUCGGUUUUUCAUUAUCAUGUGUUAUAAUCAAAAUACAUACUUGAAUAAAGAAAAGCAAACAC